UUCUCGGAGCUGGACUGUAGGGAGACAAAGCAGCAGCCGUCGGCUUCGGGCCUCCGGUAUCCAGCGCUCGCCCUACUCGCUGCAGAUGGAGUCUCACUGUCAUCCAGGCUGGAGUGCAAUGGCUCGAUCUUGGCUCACUGCAAUGUCUGCUUCCUGGUUGAAGGAUUCUCAUGCUUCAGCCUGCCAAGUAGCUGGGACUACAGAAAUGACUGCUGUUCACGCAGGCAACAUAAACACAGGCAACAUAAAUGUCAAGUGGGACCCCAAAAGUCUGGAGAUCAGGACUCUGGCAGUUGAGAGACUGUUGGAGCCCCUUGUUACACAGGUUACAACCCUGGUAAACACCAAUAGUAAGGGGCCCUCUAAUAAGAAGAGAGGUCGUUCCAAGAAGGCUCAUGUUUUGGCUGCAUCUGUUGAACAAGCAACUGAGAAUUUCUUGGACAAGGGGGAUAAAAUUGCAAAGGAGAGCCAGUUUCUCAAGGAGGAGCUUGUGGCUGCUGUAGAAGAUGUUCGAAAACAAGGUGAUUUGAUGAAGACUGCCGCGGGAGAGUUCGCAGAUGAUCCCUGCUCUUCUGUGAAGCGAGGCAACAUGGUUCGGGCAGCUCGAGCUUUGCUCUCUGCUGUUACCCGGUUGCUGAUUUUGGCUGACAUGGCAGAUGUCUACAAAUUACUUGUUCAGCUGAAAGUUGUGGAAGAUGGUAUCUUGAAGUUAAGGAAUGCUGGCAAUGAACAAGACUUAGGAAUACAGUAUAAAGCCCUAAAACCUGAAGUGGAUAAGCUGAACAUUAUGGCAGCCAAAAGGCAACAGGAACUGAAAGAUGUUGGCCAUCGUGAUCAGAUGGCUGCAGCUAGAGGAAUCCUGCAGAAGAAUGUUCCGAUCCUCUAUACUGCAUCCCAGGCAUGCCUACAGCACCCUGAUGUCGCAGCCUAUAAGGCCAACAGGGACCUGAUAUACAAGCAGCUGCAGCAGGCGGUCACGGGCAUUUCCAAUGCAGCCCAGGCCACUGCCUCAGACGAUGCCUCCCAGCACCAGGGGGGAGGAGGAGGAGAACUGGCAUAUGCACUCAAUAACUUUGAUAAACAAAUCAUUGUGGACCCCUUGAGCUUCAGUGAGGAGCGCUUUAGGCCUUCCCUGGAGGAGCGUCUGGAAAGCAUCAUUAGCGGGGCUGCCUUGAUGGCCGACUCAUCCUGCACUCGUGACGAUCGUCGUGAGCGAAUUGUGGCAGAAUGUAAUGCUGUUCGCCAGGCCCUGCAGGACCUGCUUUCUGAGUACAUGGGCAAUGCUGGACGUAAAGAAAGAAGUGAUGCACUCAAUUCUGCAAUAGAUAAAAUGACCAAGAAGACCAGGGACUUGCGUAGACAGCUCCGCAAAGCUGUCAUGGACCAUGUUUCAGAUUCUUUUCUGGAAACCAAUGUUCCACUUUUGGUAUUGAUUGAAGCUGCAAAGAAUGGAAAUGAGAAAGAAGUUAAGGAGUAUGCCCAAGUUUUUCGUGAACAUGCCAACAAGUUAAUUGAGGUUGCCAACUUGGCCUGUUCCAUCUCAAAUAAUGAAGAAGGUGUAAAGCUUGUUCGAAUGUCUGCAAGCCAGUUAGAAGCCCUCUGUCCUCAGGUUAUCAACGCUGCAUUGGCUUUAGCAGCAAAACCACAGAGUAAACUGGCCCAAGAGAACAUGGAUCUUUUUAAAGAACAAUGGGAAAAACAAGUCCGUGUUCUCACAGAUGCUGUCGAUGACAUAACUUCCAUUGAUGACUUCUUGGCUGUCUCAGAGAAUCACAUUUUGGAAGAUGUGAACAAAUGUGUCAUUGCUCUCCAAGAGAAGGAUGUGGAUGGCCUGGACCGCACAGCUGGUGCAAUUCGAGGCCGGGCAGCCCGGGUCAUUCACGUGGUCACCUCAGAGAUGGACAACUAUGAGCCAGGAGUCUACACAGAGAAGGUUCUGGAAGCCACUAAGCUGCUCUCUAACACAGUCAUGCCACGUUUUACUGAGCAAGUAGAAGCGGCCGUGGAAGCCCUCAGCACGGACCCUGCCCAGCCCAUGGAUGAGAAUGAGUUUAUCGAUGCCUCCCGCCUGGUAUAUGAUGGCAUCCGGGACAUCAGGAAAGCAGUGCUGAUGAUAAGGACCCCUGAGGAGUUGGAUGACUCUGACUUUGAGACGGAAGAUUUCGAUGUCAGAAGUAGGACGAGUGUCCAGACAGAAGACGAUCAGCUGAUAGCUGGCCAGAGUGCCCGGGCGAUCAUGGCUCAGCUUCCCCAGGAGCAGAAAGCGAAGAUUGCAGAACAGGUGGCCAGCUUCCAGGAAGAAAAGAGCAAGCUGGAUGCUGAAGUGUCCAAAUGGGAUGACAGUGGCAAUGACAUCAUUGUGCUGGCCAAGCAGAUGUGCAUGAUUAUGAUGGAGAUGACUGACUUUACCCGAGGUAAAGGACCACUCAAAAAUACAUCAGAUGUCAUCAGUGCUGCCAAGAAAAUUGCUGAGGCAGGAUCCAGGAUGGACAAGCUUGGCCGCACCAUUGCAGACCACUGCCCCGACUCGGCCUGCAAGCAGGACCUGCUGGCCUACCUGCAACGCAUCGCCCUCUACUGCCACCAGCUCAACAUCUGCAGCAAGGUCAAGGCUGAGGUGCAGAAUCUCGGCGGGGAGCUUGUUGUCUCUGGGGUGGACAGCGCCAUGUCCCUGAUCCAGGCAGCCAAGAACUUGAUGAAUGCCGUGGUCCAGACCGUGAAGGCAUCUUACGUCGCCUCUACCAAAUACCAAAAGUCGCAGGGUAUGGCUUCCCUCAACCUUCCUGCUGUGUCAUGGAAGAUGAAGGCACCAGAGAAAAAGCCCUUGGUGAAGAGAGAGAAACAGGAUGAGACACAAACCAAGAUUAAACGGGCAUCUCAAAAGAAGCACGUGAACCCAGUGCAGGCCCUCAGUGAGUUCAAAGCCAUGGACAGCAUCUAGGUCUGCCCCACCCCUUGGUGCUCCUGAAGAUAAGUCACUGUUCGUCACUCACAUGAAUUUGAUGAAUACAACACUGAUGUUAGAUUCCACAGGGAAAGGGGCAGACGGUGAACCAGUCCAGGUGGUGAAUUUUCCAAGGACAUACUUAUGUUUAAGUUGAUUAAAAAUGCUUUUAGAAUGCAUUUAGCUAUAUAUUUUUUAUCACUUAAAUAAAAGAAUUCCAUAACCAAAGAGAAUCCCACAUGAAGUUGUUAGUAAUGCUCUGACCAAGCCCUGAUGCCCAUUCUCUUGGUGGCGGCAUUAGGGUUUGAGAAGGGAAUUUUCUGGCUCAACCUCAGUUAAGAGGGUGCAGUCGAGACAGCUUGACUGCUUUUAAAUGACCAAAGAUGACCUUUGGUAAGCAACCUGGGCAUCUUAGGAAGCAGUCCGUGGAGAAUGAAUCUUCUCAGAAAGGUCUUUAGAGGGACAAACUUGGUAAAACAUAAUGUACCAUGAAAAAAACUGAUUACUCUCUUUAUGACAUGAAAUGAGAAUUUUAAAUGCAUGGUUACAAUUACUAAUGUAUGCUGCUGCAGGACAUUAAUAAAGUUGCUUUUUUGCAGGCUAGAGUGUCGUGAUGCCAUACUCAGAACACACCUUUUUCCCCUUUCUUCCAGCUUCAAAUGCAAAUUCAUCAUCAGGCUCACUUCUAAUAAUUGGAAUGUUUGCUGCCUUGGGCUUGCAGCAGAAAAGCCUGAUAAAAUAGUGUUUGCUUAGGCAGUAAGUUAGACUUUACCUCAUUUGUGAUUACUAGAGUGAUUACUUUAACUACAAGGCAUAAUUUACUAUUUAAAUUUUAUGAAUUUGAAUGUUUUUUACACUAACUUUUCCCAAUAAAGUCCACUAUGAAACCAUGA
Messenger RNA from Callithrix jacchus (white-tufted-ear marmoset), 3837 nucleotides. It is a transcript of the gene CTNNA1, whose product is annotated as catenin alpha 1. Gene Ontology annotation, biological process: cell-cell adhesion; cell migration. Gene Ontology annotation, molecular function: cadherin binding; beta-catenin binding; actin filament binding. NCBI's taxonomy places the organism in Eukaryota, Metazoa, Chordata, Mammalia, Primates, Cebidae. Gene Ontology annotation, cellular component: catenin complex; adherens junction; actin cytoskeleton. The record is from RefSeq and is a predicted model, not a curated record.